GUGAAAGCAACACAAACUCAGUCUGACAACUCAGUCCAACACUGUGAUGUGAAAGCUCAGUGUCAGACAUGCAAAAAAAUACCCAGGAUCUUCUUGUUAGGCAAAGGGAAGUGAUCAGAUGUAGACUGAAGAAACUGAAUGGCAAGCAAAAUGAAAUCAAAUCCAAGUCCUCUGCAGUCAGAGAGAAUAUUGUGAAGAAGUAUGAAGAGAUGCGGAGAGUUCUGGAAGAGGACUGUAGAAUCACUCUAUCCCUGCUGGAGAUGGAGGAGACGGCUGCGGUUCAAGCACUAGACAACCUCAUUGAGACUAACUAUGACCUCCUCAAAGACAUUGAGGUCCAGCUCAAUGAAGGGAUGGCGGACAUACAGCCUGGUGACAGGGUCACAAUGUAUGAGGACAGGGUGCUGGAAUUGCUAACAGCAACAAACCCUGGUCUCAUAAAACUUGACGAGGCGAAAUCAGAUCAGCUACUGGGUGUCACCAACAAUUUACUACUGUUUAUUCGCUCCCAGGUCCCGAUUGCCAAGAGGCUUCUGAAGGGCUAUUCCUCAGGAGUGGUCCUGGACCCUUCCACUGCCCAUCCCAAGCUGAUUAUUUCAUCUGAAGGCGACUGUGCCACUUUCACAGAUGUAUGGCAGGAUGUCCCUGAGCAUGAGGGCCGCUUUGACACCACCCUUAACGUCUUGAGCGUCCAGUGUUGGGAUUCUGGCUACUUGGAGGUAGAUGUGAGUGGAAAGAUCUACUGGGAACUUGGUCUUACCUACCAAUCCAUCCCCAGAAAAGGCCAAAAGGAGGACUGCUGGUUGGGCCGGCAUGCUGAAUCUUGGUGUCUGGAGUACUUUGAUGGAGACUACACUGCCUGGCAUGGAGGUAUUGCUCAUUCUUUGCCCAUUUCCUCAUGCUUUCAUCGGAUUGGGAUCUUCUGCAGCUUUCCUGGAGGUCUGGUGACAUUUUUAGGAGUGGAUAGCAUGACACCGCUGUAUUCAUUCUGUGCUGGGGCUUUCACAGACUCUCUACACUUUGCUGUUUGUCCAGGACAUGAUCUUCAUGGAACAAACUUAAAACCUAUAAAGAUCUGUCAAUCCUAACCAUCUUUAAAAACCCAUUCCUAGCACUUGGAAGACCAAGUAGUUCUCCCUUGGACAGAUUUGUUUGAUU
Pimephales promelas (fathead minnow) is the source of this 1158-nucleotide messenger RNA. The record is from RefSeq and is a predicted model, not a curated record. NCBI's taxonomy places the organism in Eukaryota, Metazoa, Chordata, Actinopteri, Cypriniformes, Leuciscidae.